Messenger RNA from Didymella exigua CBS 183.55, 183 nucleotides. RefSeq lists its product as uncharacterized. The transcript is spliced from 2 exons. Lineage: Eukaryota; Fungi; Ascomycota; Dothideomycetes; Pleosporales; Didymellaceae. Bases 1 to 183 code for a protein of 60 amino acids. The record is from RefSeq and is a predicted model, not a curated record.
AUGACUCCCUUGCAGCGCCGACCGAUGCAGCACAUUGAUCGCCGAGACCUGUACACAAACCUGAAAACCCGAAUACAAUACCUGCAGUCUUUCCUCGAUUUCAGUUCUCGUGACAUUGAGCACCUAGUGACUGGAGCCAAAUACAUCAGAGCCCUCAUUCUCGUUCUUGUAAACAUCGUUUAA